Myotis lucifugus (little brown bat) is the source of this 1473-nucleotide messenger RNA. RefSeq names its product thromboxane A2 receptor (gene TBXA2R). The record is from RefSeq and is a predicted model, not a curated record. Gene Ontology annotation, molecular function: thromboxane A2 receptor activity. Lineage: Eukaryota; Metazoa; Chordata; Mammalia; Chiroptera; Vespertilionidae. Gene Ontology annotation, biological process: positive regulation of cytosolic calcium ion concentration; inflammatory response; positive regulation of blood pressure. Gene Ontology annotation, cellular component: plasma membrane.
AUGUGGGCCAAUGACAGUUCUCUGGGCCCCUGUUUCCGGCCAAUGAACAUCACGCUAGAGGAGCGGCGCCUGAUCGCCUCCCCCUGGUUUGCUGCCUCCUUCUGCCUCGUGGGCCUGGCCUCCAACCUGCUGGCCCUGAGGGUGCUGGCAGGGGCCCGGCAGGGCAGCUCACAGGGGAGGUCCUCCUUCCUCACCUUCCUCUGUGGCCUGGUGCUCACCGACUUCAUGGGGCUGCUGAUCACCGGUGCCAUCGUGGUGUCCCAGCACGCCAUCCUCUUCGACUGGCACGCCGUGGACCCCAGCUGUCGCCUCUGCCGCUUUAUGGGCGUCGUCAUGGUCUUCUUCGGCCUGUGCCCGCUGCUGCUGGGGGCCGCCAUGGCCGCAGAGCGCUACCUGGGCAUCACCCGGCCCUUCUCGCGCCCCGCGGCCGCCUCCCCGCGCCGCGCCUGGACCAUCGUGGGGCUGGUGUGGGCCGCGGCGCUGGCGCUGGGCCUGCUGCCCGUGCUGGGCCUGGGCCGCUACACCCUGCAGUACCCCGGCUCCUGGUGCUUCCUCACGCUGGGCCCCGAGCCCGGGGACGUGGUUUUCGGGCUGCUGUUCGUGCUGCUGGGCAGCUUCUCCGUGGGGCUGUCCUUCCUGCUCAACACCAUCAGCGUGGCCACCCUGUGCCGCGUCUACCACGGGCGGGAGGCCGCCCAGCAGCGCCCGCGGGACGGCGAGGUUGAGAUGAUGGCCCAGCUCCUGGGCAUCAUGGUGGUGGCCAGCGUCUGCUGGAUGCCGCUGCUGGUCUUCAUCGCCCAGACGGUGCUGCGGAGCCCACCACCCAUGAGCCCCACCGGGCAGCUGUCCCGAGCCACGGAGAAGCAGCUGCUCAUUUACCUGCGUGUGGCCACCUGGAACCAGAUCCUGGACCCCUGGGUGUACAUCCUGUUCCGCCGGGCCGUGAUCCGGCGCCUCCACCCUGGCCUCAGCACCCGGUCCCGGUCGCUCUCCCUGCAGCCCCAGCUCGCCCGGAGGCCCACCAUGGCGUAGGGGCAGGGAGACAUCAGUGGUGGCUCCGGAAGGACAGCGGCCGUUCAACCUCGGGCCUCCCUGACAGUCACAGCUGCCCACCCUGAAGUCCGGGAGCUGGGAGUGCAGGAUGAGCAGAGUUUGAGUGGCAGGAUUGUGAGCUGUCUUCCGUCUGCCCUGGGGGCUCCCCAAUCUUCCCUGACCCCCCUUUCCAAGGCCGUUUUCUUCUCUCAGGCCCCUCCCAACUUCAGGCUGGGUGAGUGGGAGUGUCAGGAGGGUAUCUGGAGACGAUUAAACUUUUAAGCCUCCCCUUCCAGAAGUGCCCAGGAAAUUGGGGGUCUGACCACUGAAUAUGACCUGUUCUGUGGGGUACAGUGAUCCCCUUUGACACCCCAACCUGAGAAGGCUCUGCCUAGAAAAGAUUCAAUAUAAAUGGGCAGGACGCCCCCUCUCUUGCCAAAA